UAGCCAUUAAUUUUUGAUUCAAUUGGUUUGGCUGGGGACAAUUUCCUUUUUGGAAUGUAUCAGUCGUGACCAAACACUCCCUUUAAAUUUUGUUAGUUCAGUAAAGGGCCACGUAGCCUCCUUCUUAACCACCACUGUUUUCCAAGUAUCCACGUCAUAUUCACUUCCACGUGGCAGUAAUCUAGUGGUCAAAAUACGCAAAACCAUAAAACUCUAAACAAGAGAAUAAAAGGAGAACAACUUCCACCUCCAUUUUCAAACCUCUGCAAAGAGAGAAUCAUAUAUCAUUCUCACUCAGUUUGGGGUCAAAGCAAUCAUAUAGUCAUGGGACUGAGAUCUCUCCCAGCUUUGACAACUCCACCAAGAAGCAAUUUCUUUCCAAAUUUAAACGUAACCCAAUUCUCAUCUAAGUCCUACAAUGGAGCUCUGACCAAGAAGAGCUCGAAAUUCAGUGUGUUAGCAGCCAAAAAGGAAGAAGAACCAAAGAAGAAUAAGCAGUCUUUGUUUAGUAGUGUAACAGAGGCACUUGAUUUUUCUCAAGUUAGGUCAGAAGAAGAUGCUGAGCUUCUAGAAGAUGCUAGACAAGCUACCAAAUCAGGAGAAAAGAUGAGCACAGAACAGUAUGGAGCUCUCAGAAGGAAAAUUGGAGGAACCUACAAAGAUUUUUUCAAAUCCUACGUUGAAGUGGAUGGACAAUAUGUGGAAGAAGGGUGGGUGGACAAAACUUGUAAAGUGUGCAAGAAAGAUACAAGGGGUGAGGCAAGACAAGUUGAUAAGCUUGGGAGAUAUGUUCAUGUGGCUUGUUUGGAUAAACCAAAAUCAGGAAACUUUUUCACCAGGCUCUUCUCAAGCUGAAGGCCUUAAUUAAUUAAUUUUUUUUUCACCUUGAAAUUUUAGUUUGAAAACUUAGCUAGCCAAACAUGGUAUAGUAUAGAAUAUAGCAUGAUAGAAAGAUUGGUUUUUGUAUCAUAUAUUUAUUAUUAAUGGUUCAUAGAUCAACUUCAAAAUACUUUACUUAGUGGAAA
Molecule: messenger RNA, 1025 nt
Organism: Cannabis sativa
Lineage: Eukaryota; Viridiplantae; Streptophyta; Magnoliopsida; Rosales; Cannabaceae
Exons: 3
Coding region: 325-855 (176 amino acids)
Biological process (GO): positive regulation of DNA-templated transcription; chloroplast organization
Source: RefSeq, a predicted model, not a curated record